This is a messenger RNA of Cyprinodon variegatus (sheepshead minnow), 1707 nucleotides long. RefSeq names its product protein NLRC3-like. The record is from RefSeq and is a predicted model, not a curated record. Lineage: Eukaryota; Metazoa; Chordata; Actinopteri; Cyprinodontiformes; Cyprinodontidae. Gene Ontology annotation, molecular function: protein binding. The transcript is spliced from 7 exons. The coding region runs from base 1 to 1707 and encodes 568 amino acids.
AUGGAUCAGUAUGAGGACAGAGAGAACAGAGUCCCUCCCUCUAAAACCACUCUGUGUGGAGAACAUGAGGAUCGGAGCAAAGCUCAGAGAGUGGACCAGCAGAACUCUGUGCUUCCCAGUGGUCCAUCUGCCCAGCAGCAUCAAACCCAGCUGGACUCCAUAUUUAUGCUGCUAGAAGAAAACAUUGUUAGUUUCGUGAAAAAUGAGCUGAAGAAAAUCCAGAAGGUUCUGAGUCCAGCUGAUCCAGAAGGCUCAAAGAUUGUGUGGGAGGAUGAGGAGGUGUUGGAAGUCGAGGAUGAAGAACAGAAGAGGAGCAGCAGGGAAGCUUUGGUGAAGAUCACCCUAAACUUCCUGUGGAGAAUGAAGCAGGAGAAGCUGGCUGAACAUCUGCAGAGCAUUCUGGAGGAUGUGUUGGAGACCGGAGAGGGAAGAGAGCUGCCCAGCACCCUGACUGAGAUGUACAUCCACUUCCUGGUGGUUCAGACCAAAGUGAAGAAGGUCAAGUAUGAUGGAGGAGCUGAGACAGAUCCACACUGGAGUCCAGAGAGCAGGAAGAUGAUGGAGUCUCUGGGAAAACUAGCUUUUGAUCAGCUGCAGAAAGGAAAUCUGAUCUUCUAUGAAUCAGACCUGACAGAGUGUGGCAUCGACAUCAGAGCAGCCUCAGUUUACUCAGGAGUGUUCACACAGAUCUUUAAAGAGGAGAGGGGACUGUACCAGAACCAGAACAAAGUGUUCUGCUUCGUCCAUCUUAGUAUUCAGGAGUUUCUGGCUGCUCUUUAUGUUCAUCAGACCUUUAUCAAGAAUGGAGUCAAUCUGAUGGAAGAACAACAAAAAAAUUCUGUUAGGUGUAGAUUAUCUAAGACAGUGAAACCAAGCAGUCUCUAUCAGAGUGCUGUGGACAAGGCCAUAGAGAGUCCAAAUGGACACCUGGACUUGUUCCUCCGCUUCCUCCUGGGUCUUUCACUUCAGAGCAAUCGUAUUCUCCUACAAGGUCUGAUGACAAAGGCAAGAGGUUGCUCGUUGACCAAUCAGAAAACAGUUCAGUACAUAAAAAAAAAGAUGAAUAAGAAUCUAUCUCCAGAGAAAAACAUCAACCUGUUCCACUGCCUGAAUGAACUGAAUGAUCGUUCUCUGGUCCAGGAGAUCCAACAUUCUCUGAGAUCAGGAAGUCUCUCCACAGAAAAACUGUCUCCUGCUCAAUGGUCAGCUCUGGCCUUCAUCUUAGUGACAUCAGGAGAAGAUCUGGAUGUGUUUGACCUGAAGAAAUACUCUCCUUCAGAGGAGACCCUUCUAAGGCUGCUGCCAGUGGUCAAAGCUUCAAACAAAGUUCUACUGAAUUACUGUAACCUCUCAGAGAGAAGCUGUGAAGGUCUGGCCUCAGUUCUCAGCUCCCAGUCCUCUAAUCUGAGGGAGAUGGAUCUGAGUAACAACAAGCUGCAGGAUUCUGGAAUUGAGCUGCUGUCUUCUGGACUGAAGAGUCCAGACUGCAAGAUGGAAAAUCUUAGACUGAAUGACUGUAACCUCUCAGAGAGAAGCUGUGAAGUUCUGGCAUCAGUUCUCAGCUCCCAGUCCUCUAAUCUGAGAGAGAUGGAUCUGAGUAACAACAAGCUGCAGGAUUCUGGAAUUGAGCUGCUGUCUUCUGGACUGAAGAGUCCAAACUGCAAACUGGAAACUCUCAGGUCUGAACUGAUUUAUUCUCUAUAUUAA